Malania oleifera is the source of this 714-nucleotide messenger RNA. RefSeq names its product small RNA-binding protein 11, chloroplastic-like. Bases 112 to 519 code for a protein of 135 amino acids. The record is from RefSeq and is a predicted model, not a curated record. The transcript has 4 exons. Gene Ontology annotation, molecular function: RNA binding. NCBI's taxonomy places the organism in Eukaryota, Viridiplantae, Streptophyta, Magnoliopsida, Santalales, Ximeniaceae.
GAGAGAAUGUUGCAUGUUCUCUUAGUUUGUACCUGUUUUUAUUUUGUUUUAAUUUAUUUUUUGGUAAACAAAGUUUUGUAGCUUCGAGUCUGUUUACUCUCUUGAACUCUAAUGGCAGCCAUUGGCGGCAAAUUCCAUCAGCUUCCCAGACGGCACUCUCCAUUAUUCCCUAACAUUUCCUCUCCUUCUCACCUCCUUGCUUACCGAGGAUUCGCUUCCAGGCUUUUCGUUAAGGGUAUAUCUUUCUGCACCACAGAGGAUACGCUAGCAGAAGCAUUUUCACAGUUCGGCAAAGUUGUUGAAGCUAAAGUAGUGAUGAAUAAAGCUAGAAACAGAUCAAAGGGUUUUGGUUUUGUCACUUUUGUCUCAGAAGAUGAAGCUCAGAAGGCAUCGACAGAAAUGAACGGGAAGCUGCUCGAUGGACGCAUCAUUUCUGUAGAAAAUGCAACCUCUAGACGUCAAUUUAAUGGUGGUAUUUCUAUAGGAAGAGGGCCUCCUGAACCAACAGCCAAUAAUUAAAGUUUUUACUAUAUUUUGUUGAUAUAAACAUACAUAUGUACAAUAUGAUGGCUUGAUUUGUUUGUAUGCUUCAAUGUUUUGUUCAAAUUAUCUUCUUAAAUGCGCAGCUUUUUGUGCUGGAAUGCCUCCAACAAGAGGCUGAUUUGGCUGCAGCGACUGCUGAAUUCUUUAAUCAUAGCGUGUUUUAUUUUGCAA